Messenger RNA from Phlebotomus argentipes, 2024 nucleotides. It is a transcript of the gene pit, whose product is annotated as probable ATP-dependent RNA helicase pitchoune. The record is from RefSeq and is a predicted model, not a curated record. Gene Ontology annotation, molecular function: ATP binding; RNA helicase activity; nucleic acid binding. Gene Ontology annotation, biological process: maturation of LSU-rRNA from tricistronic rRNA transcript (SSU-rRNA, 5.8S rRNA, LSU-rRNA). Gene Ontology annotation, cellular component: nucleolus. The transcript is spliced from 6 exons. NCBI's taxonomy places the organism in Eukaryota, Metazoa, Arthropoda, Insecta, Diptera, Psychodidae. Bases 90 to 1967 code for a protein of 625 amino acids.
UUAUUCCGCAAGAGGUGCUGGGUGCAGAGUUUUUAUCGUGGAGUUCUGGAACGCGUGUUGAUUUGGAGGAGCUUGUUAUUCUGACCAAAAUGACUUUCCGGGAGCGAUUGCUGAAGAAAAAGAUCCGUCGUCGGGAGCAGAAGUACAAGGAGUUUAGGAAGAACCAGAAAAAUGAUGUCGAGGAUAGUGAAGAAGAGAUUCACCAGGAGGAAGAGACCACGCCGAAAGUGAAGAAAUCCAAGAAGAAGCAGUCUACGAUGAAUUUCCAAGAGGAAGAAGUUCAUGUCGAGGAAAAAGUUGAAAAGCAAGGAAAAAAGAAAAGGAAGCAGAAGGCGGAAGCAGAGGAGAGUAAAGAUGAAUCUUCAGAUGAGAAGCAUGUGAAGAAGAAGCAAAAGAAGCAGAAAAUCGAGAAGGAGGCAUUAUCUGAUGAAGAACCCGAACAGAAUGACGACAAAGGAGAGUCCAGCACUUCUCAGAUUGUUCUGGAAGACACAAAUUUCACCUCGCUGGAGAAGCACGUUUCUGAGGGCACUUUGAGAGCUGUCGCAGACAUGGGAUUCACGACGAUGACAGAGAUCCAGGCGAAAUCCAUUCCUCCACUGCUCCUGGGGCGUCACCUAAUCGGAUCGGCCAAGACGGGAUCGGGAAAGACACUCGCCUUCCUUAUUCCCGUGGUGGAGCUCAUGCACAAAUUGAACUUCAAGCCGAGAAAUGGCACCGGAGCCGUUAUAAUCUCGCCAACACGAGAGCUGUGCAUGCAGAUUUUUGGCGUUCUCACGGAACUCAUGGCGAAUCACACCCAGACGUAUGGUCUGAUAAUGGGAGGCGCCAAUAGGAAGGUGGAAGCUGAGAAGCUCUCCAUGGGAAUCAACAUAAUUGUGGCCACGCCAGGAAGACUCUUGGAUCAUUUACAGAACACUCCGGAUUUCCUGUACAAGAACCUCUCAUGCUUGGUCAUUGACGAGGUGGACAGAAUCCUGGAGAUUGGCUUUGAGGUGGAGCUCAAGCAGAUCAUUUCGAUGCUGCCGAAGCAUCGUCAGACGAUGCUGUUCUCAGCCACACAAACAGAGAAGACGGACGCACUGUACAAGCUGGCCCUCAAGGGGAAUCCCGUGUACGUGGGUGUGGACGAUGAGAAGGAGAUGGCCACGGUGUCUGGCCUCAAUCAGGGCUACGUGGUGUGUCCCUCGGAGAAGCGCUUCCUCAUGCUCUUCACGUUCCUCAAGAAGAAUCGCAAGAAGAAGGUGAUGGUGUUCUUCAGCUCAUGCAUGUCCGUGAGAUUCCAUCACGAUCUCUUCAACUACAUCGAUUUGCCGGUGAGCUGUAUUCACGGGAAGCAGAAGCAGGCGAAGCGGACAUCAACAUUCUUCCAGUUCUGCAAUGCUGAGCAGGGAACGCUGCUGUGCACAAAUGUGGCUGCACGAGGACUGGAUAUUCCCGCGGUGGAUUGGAUUGUGCAGUACGAUCCGCCAGAUGAUCCCAAGGAGUACAUUCAUCGUGUGGGGCGGACGGCACGUGGAAUGGGUGGAUCUGGUCAUGCGGUGCUGCUGCUGCGACCGGAGGAGAUGGACUUCCUGAACUACCUGAAGGAGGCCAAAGUGCCGCUGAAUGAGUUCGACUUUGCCUGGAAUAAGAUAGCCGAUGUGCAACUUCAGCUGGAACAUCUGAUGGGGAAGAAUUAUCAUCUGAACCAGGCGGGAAAGGAGGCAUUCAAGGCGUACGUGAGGGCCUACGAUGCUCACCAAUUGAAGACGGUGUUUGAUGUCUCAACGUUGGACCUGAAAGGUGUUGCCAAGAGUUUUGGUUUCCUAACACCGCCUUUUGUGGACUUGAACAUCACCACGAAGAGACAGAGACCCGAGAAGAGGACUGGAGGUGGUGGCUACGGUGCUCUGAAGGCAAUGAAUGCCAGCAAGAAGACGCAGAAGAAGGUGUACAAAGUGGCUGAUCAGUUCACGAGAGGAUGAUGAUGGGGAAAUGAUCCUCUGAGGGAGAGACGAUGAAAUAAAUUCAUCUAUUUAUAA